Molecule: messenger RNA, 510 nt
Organism: Lottia gigantea (owl limpet)
Lineage: Eukaryota; Metazoa; Mollusca; Gastropoda; Lottiidae
Exons: 5
Biological process (GO): positive regulation of kinase activity; multicellular organism development; cell surface receptor protein tyrosine kinase signaling pathway
Cellular component (GO): signaling receptor complex
Molecular function (GO): transmembrane receptor protein tyrosine kinase activity; ATP binding
Source: RefSeq, a predicted model, not a curated record
AAGCUUCAAAGAAUUGCUUUUGGUGUUUGUAAGGGAAUGGCCUAUCUUGCCUCUAAGAAGAUAGUUCACAAGAGACUUGCUGCUCGAAACGUUCUGCUGACGUUCAUCUUGGAAGCUAAAGUCAGUGGUUUUGGACCAUCAAAAACUGAAAUGAAUGACGAUUCGGACAAAGAACGUAUCCCGAUGAAAUGGACAGCGCCCGAGUGUAUGACGUCAUUGAGGAACGCUAAUGAGAAAAGCGAUGCUUGGUCGUUUGGUGUUGUUCUUUGGGAGAUCUUCAGUCUGGGUGAAACACCAUACAGUGAUAUUCGUAGCCGGGAAGUUGAAGAGAAGAUACGUAGUGGUUAUCGAAUGUCUAUGCCCGAAUAUUCUGACGUCUUGUAUCAAGGGAUAAUAAGAAGCUGUUGGGAAGAUAACCCCAAGAAAAGACCCAACUUCCAGAAGAUGGUAGCUAAGAUCGCCACCUCAUUCUUCUCCCAAACUGGGGACGAUUAUUACUAUUAUAAUUAG